Messenger RNA from Macrosiphum euphorbiae (potato aphid), 204 nucleotides. The record is from the annotation of a GenBank genome assembly. NCBI's taxonomy places the organism in Eukaryota, Metazoa, Arthropoda, Insecta, Hemiptera, Aphididae.
AUGGAAAAAGUUAAUAGAUUAGCUUGGGAUGUGACAAGACUUAGACCCAUUCCACCACUUCAAUUUUAUCACAACAUUAAUGAAAAAAAUAUCUGUGUAGCAAAAAGAUCUGAAAGAACAUUUGAAGAUGAUGGGAAAGUCUUGAGAGUAUUUGAAGCAUUUUGUUCAAAUACAAAAUCACGGCAUGCUAGUUCAGGAAUUUAA